This is a messenger RNA of Argentina anserina (silverweed cinquefoil), 1445 nucleotides long. RefSeq names its product F-box protein PP2-A15. NCBI's taxonomy places the organism in Eukaryota, Viridiplantae, Streptophyta, Magnoliopsida, Rosales, Rosaceae. Bases 249 to 1124 code for a protein of 291 amino acids. The record is from RefSeq and is a predicted model, not a curated record. Gene Ontology annotation, molecular function: protein binding. The transcript is spliced from 3 exons.
AAAUGCUCUCUUCUUUCCCAACCAAAAUCUCCUUAUAAUCACCUCGACCACGCCCCAUACCCAACAAAACUCCCAACCCCUUAGAAAUUUCGCACUACAAUGACUUCACUUCCCUACUGAAAACCUCAAACCCACUUCAAAUGUCCUCCCUCCCAAAACCCUAACCCCAUUCCUCCCUUACAGCCCUCAACUAUGGCCUAGAAAAUCGCACACCUUUUCCGUCUAAUUCGGAUUUUUUCUUUUCGGAUAUGGGGGCGUCGCUUUCCAACGGGUCGGGUCCGGGCCCGGGUCUGGGCGACAUCCCCGAGAGCUGCGUCGCCUGCGUCUUCAUGUACCUCACUCCGCCGGAGAUUUGCAACCUCGCACGGCUCAACCGCGCCUUCCGCGGCGCCGCGUCGUCCGACGCCGUCUGGGAAUCGAAGCUGCCCACUAAUUACCAUGAUCUGCUCGAUUUGCUCCCGCCGGAGAAGUACCUCAGCCUCUCCAAGAAGGACAUCUUUGCCCUCCUCUCUCGCCCUGUGCCCUAUGACGAUGGCAAUAAGGUGUUAUGGAUAGACAGGGUCACCGGAAGAGUUUGCAUGUCGAUUUCGGCCAAGGCGAUGGCGAUAACAGGGAUUGAGGAUCGGCGGUAUUGGAAUUGGAUUCCUACUGAAGAAUCAAGGUUUCAUGUUGUAGCUUAUUUACAACAAAUAUGGUGGUUUGAGGUGGAUGGGGUUGUAAAGUUCCCUUUUCCUGCAGAUGUCUACACCCUGUCUUUCAGGCUUCACAUUGGAAGAUUUGCAAAAAGGUUGGGACGGCGUGUUUGCAACUUUGAGCACACCCAUGGUUGGGAUAUAAAGCCAGUUCGAUUUGAGUUGUGGACUCCGGAUGGUCAGCAAGCAUCAUAUGAAUGCUGCUUGGAUCAAAUUGAACAUGAUGAUGCCUAUGGCAAUCAUAAGCGUGGAUGCUGGGUUGAUUACAAGGUUGGUGAGUUUGUCGUCACUGAUGCUGACCCCGUGACAGAAGUUAGAUUUUCCAUGAAACAGAUUGAUUGCACACAUUCCAAAGGCGGGCUAUGCGUCGAUUCUGUUUUUAUUAUACCCAGUAAUUUGAAAGAGCGGAAGAGAAAAGGGAUUUUGAAGUAGCCAAAGUCAAACAUGGAAGUUGUUAAUUCAAAUGAAUGAUCCCACAGGAUUCAAGCUGGGAUUUGUGUACACCAUAUACUUCUGAAUGCAUAAGAUGCUCCAGAGGAGAUAUCAUCUCAUUUGUUUUUUUUUUUUGCAGUAUGGUCAUGUAACUUCCACUUUCAUGUACCUGAUCCAGUUUUGUUCAAUUCUCUAUACCUUGCAGGUUAGAAUUAGAUUAAGGGAACAUACUUUUGUAUCACCUUGUCUUUUGUUUCCUCACUGUAAAGCAUCUUUGUUACUUAGAUGUGAUGUCAAUUUACACCGUCUUUUCGUUGGUUA